AUGCCUCCAACUGUCAAGCUCCAUGUUGCCAUCUACCACAGCGGUGUAUAUAAGCACUGGAGCCUCUUCGUUGAGGGAGCCACCGAUUCCGAAAAGAUCAUACUCCACGCCAUGGGUUCUUCGACUCGAUACCGUUUCGAAAUGCGAAACUCAAACGCCCGCGAAUCAAAAAGCCUCGCGGAACUGGUUUACCUUUGCGACGUGCCCGCUUUCAAAGUUGAAGCUAUCAAGGACACUGCAAAGAACGCAGUUAUCCACAAUGAAUUCGCGGGUUAUAACUGUCAAGACUAUGUGCUCGAGCUUUUGGACGAUUUAGAGGCGGAAGGAAUCAUCGAUGGCGGCGACGCGACUUAUGCCGCUAACAAGGCCAGUGUUAAGGGCAAGCAGGAAGGGUUGGCAUAG
Molecule: messenger RNA, 402 nt
Organism: Blastomyces gilchristii SLH14081
Lineage: Eukaryota; Fungi; Ascomycota; Eurotiomycetes; Onygenales; Ajellomycetaceae
Exons: 1
Coding region: 1-402 (133 amino acids)
Source: RefSeq, a predicted model, not a curated record